CGCCCGCUGCUCCGUCAGCCUCUGCGGGGGAACCCAGCGUCCGCGCCCGGCAGCCGCGGCAUGGCAGCCCCCGGGGCCUGAGCAGAGCCCCCAGCGCCUGGCUGCCCCGGAGCCCAGUGCUGUAGCGUAGUCACAGGAACAGUGGUUCUUCCCUCCCACUUGGAAGCAAGUGUAGCAGUAAGACUCUGCCAGUAGUACUACAGAGGAACUUUAUUUUAAAGGACACGCUUGGAUGUUUUGGAUCUUCUCAGGAUAAAAAGGAAAGCAUGCCUCAAACGCCUCCCUUCGCAGCUAUGUUUGACAGCAGUGGUUACAACAGAAACCUGUACCAGUCGAAAGAAGACAACUGUGGAGGACUGUAUUACCAUGACAACAACCUUCUGUCAGGGUCUCUGGAAGCCUUGAUUCAGCACUUGGUACCCAAUGUAGAUUACUAUCCUGAUAGAACUUACAUUUUCACCUUCCUGCUCAGUUCACGACUGUUCAUGCACCCUUUCGAAUUAAUGGCCAAGGUCUGUGAUUUGUGUGUGGAGCACCAGAGACUAAGUGAACCUGGGAAUGACAAGAACCAGAUACAAAAAAUUGCCCCCAAAAUCCUACAGCUGCUGACUGAGUGGACAGAGACAUUUCCUUAUGACUUCCGGGAUGAAAGAAUGAUGAGGAACCUGAAGGAGUUAUCACAACGAAUAGCAAGUGGUGAUGAGAUGUAUCGGAAGAAUGUCCAGCAGCUUAUCCAGAACCUGAUCCGGAAGCUUGCCUGUCUUAGCCAGUAUGAGGAGGUACUUGCAAAAAUAAAUGCAACAUCCACAGAUCGCCUCACUGUCCUGAAGACCAAACCACAGUCCAUACAGAGGGACAUAAUCACAGUCUGCAGUGACCCUUACACAUUAGCCCAGCAGCUGACUAACAUAGAGCUGGAGCGCCUGAAUUAUAUUGGACCAGAAGAAUUUGUCCAGGCAUUUGUACAAAAGGAUCCUUUGGAUAAUGACAAGAGCUGUUACAAUGAUCGGAAGAAGACCCGUAACCUGGAAGCCUAUGUGGAAUGGUUUAACAGACUCAGUUAUUUGGUUGCUACAGAAAUCUGCAUGCCAGUGAAGAAAAAACACAGAGCAAGAAUGAUAGAAUAUUUCAUUGAUGUGGCCCGAGAGUGUUUUAACAUCGGCAACUUCAACUCCUUAAUGGCAAUUAUUUCUGGUAUGAACAUGAGUCCUGUGUCUCGACUAAAGAAAACCUGGACAAAAGUCAAGACGGCUAAAUUUGACAUUCUGGAGCAUCAGAUGGACCCCUCUAGCAAUUUCUACAAUUACCGAACUGCUCUUCGUGGAGCUGCUCAGAGGUCCUUGACAGCUCAUAGUAGCAGAGAGAAGAUCGUGAUACCUUUCUUCAGUCUCUUAAUCAAAGACAUUUACUUCUUCAAUGAGGGCUGUGCCAAUCGCUUACCAAAUGGCCAUGUCAAUUUUGAGAAAUUCUGGGAGCUGGCUAAACAAGUGAGUGAAUUCAUGACUUGGAAGCAGGUGGAGUGCCCGUUUGAGAGGGAUCGGAAAAUCCUCCAGUAUUUGCUCACUGUCCCAAUAUUCAGUGAGGAUGCACUUUACUUGGCUUCCUAUGAGAGCGAAGGGCCUGAGAAUCACAUUGAAAAGGACAGAUGGAAGACUCUAAGGUCAGCGCUUUUGGGCAGAGUAUAAUAUGCGAGAUUGGAUGCUGCUCCUACUGCUGCUGUGUUACACGGAUGAUUAUUAAGGGCAUGUCUGGUUUGGGUGUGUGUGGUUCUUUUUUUGUUUGCGGGGGGUGGUUUGUGCACCAAGUGGCAUUUAAAUAAUGGGAACUGCAGCCAGUUGAGACGGACAUAACGUCAGCAAAUAAAGCAAGCUAACUCAAGAAAAAACGGGCAACUUCUCAAAUCUGACAGAUCAGAUUUAAAUGGCAACUUGCUAGGCCUAGGUAUCGAUUUGAGGACAAGUGACAAAAUCCUUCGAAGAUACUAGACUCUUCAUAUAAAUCACUUCACAACACCUGGAUGGAUUGCUUUGUUUUGCUGUUUCUCCUUGAUUUGUUGGAGCUUGCUGCUACUUAAGAUGCUCCAGAUUUGGUACUGGAUUAUGGAAGAAAAGUACUAUUCCUCCAUGUGGAACCCAAGUCUGUGUUGGAAGAAUUUCCAUUCCUAAUAUGCUGAACAUAUAGCCAGGAACACUUCCUAAAUCAGCAUUGCUAAGAAGGGAAAGGACUGGACAAAUGGCGGGUGAGGGAGAGGAGGGGUGGUUAUAAGGGGAAAUUAAAAUGCAACUGGCUGCUGUAUUUUGUUUUUUCCUGACCAUGUUAAUGGUGAAGCUAUUUUGUUUGUUUAUUCAUAAUAUUUCUGAGUGUGCUGCUGGUUGGCAAACUCGUUAUCAUUCUAAGUUAUAUUUAAAAAAAUAAGUAAUAAUAAAAUCAGUGCUGUGGUAGGAAAUGCAGCUACUACAAAAAUGCAGUAACUAUGUAGCUGGGACUGUCUUAUAGUAAGAUUUUUUUUUUCAGUUGUUUAAAACUAAUUUUACAGACAUUCUUGUAUUACAUUAUUUUUACUACAGCCUUUUUUGUUACUCUGACUUUCCAUAGUUGACUCUUUCUGUAUUAGUUUGAACAAUGUGACUGUAUUUUCUAGACCUCUAUUUUGAGAAACCACUGCACAGAGUAUGUUGAAAUAAUAUCAUAAAGUACGUUUUUUAUUUUGUCAUUUUUACACUUUUUUUUUUUUGUUAGCAACUGGAGUACAUAAUCCAGUUUGACUGAAAUUGUAAGAUGCCAAGAACAAAAAAGAAAAGGUUUCUCUUCGACUACAGCUGUGAACAAAAACCAUCUCUUUCUUGUGUUUUGCUUCAUGGGUUAUUAUUGUUGUUAUGACUGUGAAAUAGUUCACUUUGUUACACAUCUAAUAAGUCUGUAGUAGCUCUGAAUACUUAGCCACUGUAUUUAUCCUAGCAAAAUCCCAGUGAAUAAAAACUGUAGAUAUAGCCCACCCUGGAUGGAAAAUCACAUGCUUAAUUAAGGGAUAUGUUUGUAAACACCAUGCCACUGCUCUAAAACAAAGAGAAAUAAAUAAAAAUAUGACUUUUUGUUGCACUGCA
Molecule: messenger RNA, 3104 nt
Organism: Gavialis gangeticus (Gharial)
Lineage: Eukaryota; Metazoa; Chordata; Crocodylia; Gavialidae
Gene: RASGEF1B
Product: RasGEF domain family member 1B
Exons: 15
Coding region: 267-1685 (472 amino acids)
Biological process (GO): Ras protein signal transduction; positive regulation of GTPase activity
Cellular component (GO): plasma membrane
Molecular function (GO): guanyl-nucleotide exchange factor activity
Source: RefSeq, a predicted model, not a curated record